GAACAUGGGGCGCAAGCCGGGUCCCGGGGCGCAGGAGCGCGUGGAGGAGGAGGAGGCGCGGACCUGCUGUGGCUGCCGCUUCCCGCUGCUGCUGGCGCUGCUGCAGCUGGCGCUGGGCAUCGCGGUGACCGUGCUGGGUUUCCUCAUGGCGAGCAUCAGCCCCUCCCUGCUAGUCAGAGACACUCCGUUCUGGGCUGGCAUCAUUGUCUGCGUGGUGGCCUACCUUGGACUGUUCAUGCUUUGUGUCUCCUACCAGGUUGAUGAGAAGACGUGUGUCCAGUUUUCUAUGAAGGUGGUGUACUUCCUCCUGAGUGCCCUGGGCCUGGUGGUCUGCAUGCUGGCCAUGGCAUUUGCCGCCCACCACUGUUCCCUGCUUGCACAGUUUACCUGUGAGACCUCCCUGGAUGCUUGCCUAUGCAAACUGCCUUCCUCAGAGCCUCUCAGCAGGACCUUUGUCUACAGGGAUGUGGCUGACUGCACCAGCAUCACGGGCACUUUCAAAUUAUUCUUAAUCAUCCAGAUGGUUCUGAACCCGCUCUGUGGCCUUGUGUGCUUGCUGGCUUGCUUUGUGAUGUGGAAACACAGGUACCAGGUCUUUUAUGUGGGUGUCGGGCUACGCUCCCUGAUGGCUUCUGAUGGCCAACAACAAAAGGCCUAACAGCUCGGCUCAGGGGAACAGAACCCUGAUGAGCCAAAGUGGAAACCACAGUUUUUUAAAGGCAAACUUUUGACAACAAAUCCUUAUUCAUUCUCUAAGUGAAUAUUUUUAGAGUUUUCAGAAAACAAAAGAACCGUUUUUAGAUCUCUAUUGUACAUUUGAAAAAAAAAAUUCUUGUGAGGACAGGGGUGGAGAGACAGAACACAAGUCCUCUCGCAGAGAACCGAGUUAAAGAUGUUUCAGGACCCGAGCUGGGGGGGGAUCACAGCUACCUGCAUUUCCAGGUUCAGGAGCAUUGGGUACCCACACAUACACACGUGUGCAUAAUUUAAAAAACAACUUAUUUUUUUUAAAGUUUUUUUAAAAUGAGAAACAAGUUUCAAAUUGGUUUGCUAAACACCGAAAGGAAAAGGAAUAACAAACAAGUAAUGAACGACCUGAUCUGGUGCUCCUUCCUAACACUAUUUUAUCUGUUACCUACACGAGCUCCUUUCCUGUGGGUCCAGUGUGAUCGUGAGAACUGGCAUCUAAGGCUGCUUCCUACACUCUAGACCCUUCUACCACCUGUCACUACCCAUGUGGUGUCAAAAGACGAAUCUCUGCUGAAUGCCUUCAGUUUUCACAGUACAGAUGACUUUAAGGAUAAAAUAGCUGGGUUUUUUGUUUGUUUGUUUUGCUUUUAGUUUUUUGUAGACCAAGAAG
Phodopus roborovskii (desert hamster) is the source of this 1360-nucleotide messenger RNA. RefSeq names its product sarcospan (gene Sspn). Gene Ontology annotation, cellular component: sarcolemma; dystrophin-associated glycoprotein complex. The coding region runs from base 5 to 658 and encodes 217 amino acids. The record is from RefSeq and is a predicted model, not a curated record. Lineage: Eukaryota; Metazoa; Chordata; Mammalia; Rodentia; Cricetidae. The transcript has 3 exons.